This is a messenger RNA of Vitis riparia (riverbank grape), 555 nucleotides long. RefSeq names its product 60S acidic ribosomal protein P2A-like. The record is from RefSeq and is a predicted model, not a curated record. The transcript has 3 exons. Gene Ontology annotation, cellular component: cytosolic large ribosomal subunit; ribosome. The coding region runs from base 1 to 531 and encodes 176 amino acids. NCBI's taxonomy places the organism in Eukaryota, Viridiplantae, Streptophyta, Magnoliopsida, Vitales, Vitaceae. Gene Ontology annotation, molecular function: structural constituent of ribosome. Gene Ontology annotation, biological process: cytoplasmic translational elongation.
AUGGGAUUUGGGGGCCUGCUAACAUUUACUUGUCGAGAGCUGAGAUAUGAGCUGUGCGGGUGGCUCAUAUCUCAAUAUGACUUUACCUACCACAAGCUUAAAAUGGCAACUGGCAGUGCUGUCAAUGUUAAUGAACAACAUGUCAGCCAAGUCAUGGACAUCCCUAACACUGGGGAAGACUUGGUUAUUGUUAAGAGAACAGGCCCCUCCAACCUCACAUACACUCUCAGGGUUUUGGAGCAAAACCUUGACAAUCUGCCCGUUGUCACAGUUGGAGCUGAAGCUGAUGAUGAUGGGAUUAAGCUGCUGUUGUCCGAAGUUAAGGGUAAGGAUAUAAUAGAGCUUAUUGCAUCUGGAAGAGAGAAAUUGACAUCAGUGCCUUCUGGUGGUAGUGUUGCUGUUGCAGCUGUUGCGGCUAGUGGUGGUGAUGGUGGUGGUGUAGCACCUGCUGCCACAGAACCAAAGAAGGAGGAAAAGGUGGAAGAGAAAGAGGAAUCAGAUGAGGACAUGGGCUUCAGUCUAUUUGAUUGAUGGAAUGGGAUUUUGAUUUUUUCA